This is a messenger RNA of Dicentrarchus labrax (European seabass), 8136 nucleotides long. RefSeq names its product diacylglycerol kinase delta. The transcript has 31 exons. The coding region runs from base 617 to 3895 and encodes 1092 amino acids. The record is from RefSeq and is a predicted model, not a curated record. NCBI's taxonomy places the organism in Eukaryota, Metazoa, Chordata, Actinopteri, Moronidae. Gene Ontology annotation, biological process: intracellular signal transduction; diacylglycerol metabolic process; lipid phosphorylation. Gene Ontology annotation, molecular function: ATP-dependent diacylglycerol kinase activity.
ACGGCCGCUUUCAAAUCUCUCUCUCUCUCUCUCUCUCUCUCUCUCUCUCUCUCUCUCUCUCUCUCGCCCCCUGCUCCCUCCUCUUCCUCCUCCACCUCCCUCCCUCCCUCCUCUUCCUACCUGAUUCAGAAUCCGCUCCGACGCUAUGCGUAUGACCGCGUCUCUCUCUGCAAGGCGAGCACCACCGGAGAGACCCGCACGCCGCCGCCGCCGCCGCUGCUGCUGCUGACCGGCCGCCCGCCAAGCACCCAACGCCGGCUGACAAGCGACCCAGGCCGGGGCAAACAGGAGCGGGGAGACGCCGCUCGCUGAAUUAACCUCCACCGGGGGAGAAGGAGGGAGUGAGAGACAUUAACCGGCGAAGAGUUGGCCCCGGAUAGAGAGAUCGGCAAGAGGACGAGUGUGGCGUCCCGGAGCCCGCUGUCCCAUUCAUCAUCCUCUCCCCUCUUUCCUCUUCCUAGCCGAGCUUUCACCUCGCCAAAACUCCUCUCUCUCUCCUCUUCUUCUUCUUCUUCUUCUUCCUCUUUUAUUCAGAAGCCCUCCUCUUCUGCAACUGGCAAACUUUUGCCUCCUUUUUUCUGCAUCCCUCUCUCGCUUUCCCACCUGUGAGCUCGCCAUGGCUUCUAAGCUGAACCCCAACGUCCUGUAUGUGGCGGAGCACGGCGAGUCGCUGGGGUCUCCCCCAGGGGACUCUGAGAGGACUCACACUGCUGGAGAAGCUGGAGAAGAGUCAUCGGACAGCGACGGGGAACAAGAAGAGACGUCACACAAGUUGAUCCGCAAAGUGUCGACCUCGGGACAGAUCAGGGCCAAGAAAAGUGUGAAGGAGGGAAUCCUGUUAAAACAGACCAGUUCUUUCCAGAGAUGGAAGAGGAGGUACUUUAAACUCAGAGGGAGGACCCUCUACUAUGCCAAAGACUGCAAGUCUCUGAUUUUUGAUGAAGUGGACCUAUCAGACGCCAGUGUGGCCGAGACCAGCACAAAGAACAUCAACAACAGCUUCACGGUGAUCACUCCAUUUCGCAAACUAAUGUUAUGUGCCGAGAGCAGGAAGGAAAUGGAGGACUGGAUCAGCGCUCUCAAAUCCGUCCAAAAAUGGGAAACCUAUGAGGCCAGCCAAUUCAACAUGGAGCAUUUCUCUGGGAUGCACAACUGGUACGCCUGCUCGCACGCCAGACCGACCUUCUGCAACGUCUGCAGAGAGGCUCUGCCAGGCGUCACCUCCCACGGCCUGUCCUGUGAAGUUUGUAAGUUCAAGGCUCAUAAGCGCUGUGCAGUUCGCUCUACCAACAACUGCAAAUGGACCACGCUGGCCUCCAUAGGAAAUGACAUCAUUGAGGAUGAGGAAGGGGUGUUCAUGCCCCACCAGUGGCUGGAAGGCAACCUGCCGGUCAGUGCCAAAUGUGUGGUGUGUGACAAGAACUGUGGCAGCGUGCGGCGGCUGCAGGACUGGCGCUGCCUCUGGUGCAAGGCCAUCGUCCACAACAGCUGUAAAGAACAAAUGGGGAAGGUGUGUCCCUUGGGUCAAUGUCGAGUGUCAAUCAUCCCUCCCACUGCACUUAACAGCAUCGACUCAGAUGGCUUCUGGAAAGCCACCUCAGCGUCGUGCACCAGCCCCCUCCUGGUCCUGGUCAACUCCAAAAGUGGAGAUAAUCAGGGGGUGAAGUUCCUCCGCAAGUUCAAGCAGCUUCUCAACCCAGCUCAAGUCUUUGACCUGAUGAACGGGGGACCAGAGCUCGGCCUGCGCCUUUUCCAGAAGUUUGUGACUUUUCGUAUACUGGUGUGCGGAGGAGACGGCAGUGUGGGCUGGGUGCUCUCAGAGCUGGAUAAACUCAACCUCCAUAAACAGUGCCAGCUUGGCGUGCUGCCUCUCGGCACAGGGAACGACCUGGCUCGUGUUCUGGGCUGGGGAGGCCUCUGUGACGACGACGCUCAGCUGCUGCAGAUCCUGGAGAAGCUGGAGAGAGCCACGACCAAAAUGCUGGACCGAUGGAGUGUGAUGACGUACGAGGUUCCCACCACCACUAAACGCACACCGAUUGUGAAAGAAGACGACAGCCUUGAUUCUCCUCUGCAGGUCCACAUCACUCAGUAUGCAGACUCCGUGGCCUCCCACCUCGCCAAGAUCCUGGACUCGGACAAACACAGUGACGUCAUUUCUUCUGCCAAGUUUCUGUGUGGGACGGUGAAUGAUUUUGUGGCGGAGGUGGGGAAGGCGUACGAGAGAGCCACAGAGAACAAGGAGGAGGCAGAUGCCAUGGCAAAGAAGUGUGCACUGCUGAACGAGAAGCUCGAUUCCCUCGUGAAGGCCUUAAGUGAGGAAGCUGAGGCCCAGGUGGUGCCAGCAGGUUCGGUACCCAGCCAGGAGAGUGGCAGCUCAAGCCCUGGAGAAAGUGGCGGAGAGUCAGGUUCAGAGGGUAAAACGUACCGUUCCAAGGAGCAGCUGAUGCUCAGGGCCAACAGCCUGAAGAAAGCACUCAGACAGAUCAUCGAACAGGCUGAGAAAGUGGUGGACGAGCAGAACCGACACACGCAGGUCCAGAGGAUGUCGUCCUCGUCCUCCAUCAAAAGAGAAAACAGCGAGGAGCUGAAGGAUGCUGAGCCACGUCAAGGAAGCUUAAGUCCCACCUCCCCCAUUGUCCUUGAGAAACCAGAGAGCCUCAACACAGUCACCUUCAGUGAGGACACCGUUCAAUGCUCAGAGAAGUGUGUAAUGAACAACUACUUUGGCAUCGGCCUGGAUGCCAAGAUUUCCCUUGAGUUCAACAACAAGAGAGAUGAGCACCCUAAAAAAUGCAGCAGUCGCACCAAGAACAUGAUGUGGUACGGAGUGCUAGGGACUAAAGAGCUGGUUCAGAAGACGUACAAGAACCUGGAGCAGCGAGUUCAGCUAGAGUGUGACGGCGUUCCCAUGUCUCUGCCGAGUCUGCAGGGCUUGGCUGUGCUCAACAUCCCCAGCUAUGCAGGCGGUAUCAACUUCUGGGGAGGAACCAAGGAGGAUAAUAACUUUGGCGCUCCGUCAUUUGACGAUAAGAAGUUGGAGGUGGUGGCGGUGUUUGGCAGCAUGCAGAUGGCCAUGUCCAGAGUCAUCAACCUGCAGCACCACCGCAUUGCACAGUGCCGCCAGGUGAAGAUCACCAUCCUCGGGGAGGAGGGGGUCCCUGUGCAGGUGGACGGAGAGGCCUGGAUUCAGCCGCCUGGCAUCGUCAAGAUCAACCACAAGAACCGAGCACAGAUGCUCACCAGAGACAGAGCGUUCGAGAGCACGCUUAAGUCAUGGGAGGAUAAGAGGAAGAUCGACAGCUACCGUGACAGCAGGCCCCGCCUUAACUCCCAGCAGUCCAUGGAGUACCUGACUGAGGAGGAGUGCGCUCAGGUUCAGCAGCUGGGCAUCGUGGCCGACACCCUCAUCAAUAAGAUCCGCGAGGCAGCCAAGACCCACAAGCUGGUGGAGCAAGAGUUGGCUCACGCCGUCAACGCCACCGCCCUGGUGCUCACAGAGGCCAAACUGUCCAGCCCUGAGUGUCUAAGUCGCAGCACGGCGGUGGAAAUUGUCAACAGCAGUAAAGUUCUCCAGGCUGAGACCAAGAUGCUGCUGGAUGGAAAACUACUGUCGGAUUCUCCCGAGGAAGAAGAGCUUCGGUCGACUUUGAACAGCCUCAGUGCCGAGCUCCACAAGCUGGACGACAUCCACUGGAUCUGUCCGCUCAUGCAGUGUUCAGAGGAGGACUCAGUGAGGAGCAGCAGUAAGAGCAGCAGCAGUAUGAAGCUGAAGAUCAUACCCAAGGUGAAGAAGGAGAGAGAGAAGCUCCACAAGCAGAAGUCCAACAGCUCUCUCUCAGGAACUUGGGAUAUCAAAGGUGGGGCCGGUGAGGCAGAUUCUUCGGGGAACUGAAGUCCUGCAGGAGGUGCUUUAUUACUGCCCCACCCGUAACAACCAGGGGUGAGGAGCACCCCUCCUGUUCUUCUCCCCUCCUAAUCACGAUACCCAGUGGCCUGACAGAGGUGUGAGGGAGAAAAGGAAAACCAUCUUCCCAACAUUUAUGCCAUUUCCUCCCUGUCUAACUUCUUUAUCCUCCAUUUCGCAGGGAGGAGUUUUAUUUCUUCUGUUUUUUUAUUAUUUAUCGUUUUAACGUAAGGGGCCUGGCUUUGCAUUGCAUUGCUUCACCACUGGCAUUCUGCUUUUGGUUCUGUUUACCUGCUUGAGUUAGGAAGUUGCCUUGGCCAGCAGCGAAUCAAACAGUGGACAAAGGGAGGCGUGGAAUCAAAAUGUUCUCGCAAACUUUUUUUGGUUGUUUUUGUUUUGGACAAAGAAUUGUGUUUACGUGGUGAUCUCCUCGCAUGUCGAGUGCAGCCAUCUUAUUUUAUAUCUAUCUUAAGUUGUUACAGUCUUUUAAUUCUUUUCUCUCUAACUUAAGUCGUUUUAUUUCUGAACUUACGAAUAGCCUUUAGACUUUUGAUUUUUCUCAAGACUUUCGAAGAGUAUUUAUUUGUUGUUGCUACUGCCAUGAGAACUUCAAACGGCAACAAAUCAACAAAAUGAACAACCUGAAACAUCUCAACCUUAUCGUCUACUGAACUGGGGGGAUAUCUUAAAUGUUGCAAAAAAUGUACUGAGGAAUGUACUUGUGUGGACUUGUAUUAACCUGUGAAUAAUGAUAAUGUUAAAUGAUAAAUUAUAUAAGAUUUCACAAAGGUUCUACUGUUGUGGUUCUAAAGUGGUUCUUAAUAGGCUGUUGUCUGACUUGUGUGAUCCGAGGCUAUGCAGCCACGCUGCAAAAAUAAUGCUCUUUUAUGAUGAGUCAUUUCAUCUGGAAUCCAGCCUUUUCUGAAAAGAUCCAACUGUGGGAUUUGAAGCACGGUACAUCGCUCAGUUAUUAUCAAGGUCUAAAAUGUGACUUAUGUGGGAGUCAAAAAAAAUAAAUUCAUCCCACGGCACUUUUUUUUUGUUUUUUUUAUUCCACUUGUUUGAAUUUUGAGAUACAGUACCAGAUGAAAUGACUCAAUAAGUUUUUUUUAGCAGUGUAUGGUGAAGGUGUUUACAGAAGGAGGAAGCAUCAAGGACACAUUAACAAAACAUUACAGCGACUCAGUAUAUUACUCCUACUUUGCCAUUCUCCUGAUUGUAUAUGUAAUAUAAGAAUAAGAGUUGAUAUUUGAGUUUGCCUUGUCCGUGGAUAAAAGCUAUUAUUAUCAUCAUUAUUAUUAUUAUUAUUAGUACAAAUAUAUAUCUAUUUUUUUGUAUAUCUUAUUUUCCCAAUGGUAAUCUGUGAAGCUGUCCUGGCUUUGCUGCUUCCCCCUUUGACAAACUCCUUGGCCACUGUGCAUAUAAUCGAAGCCAAUUAAUGCUGUUCUGUGUGUCCCUGCAUGCAUACUUAGCCUUCCUUCGCCUCACAGUGAGGGCUGAAGUUGCCUCAAAAUAGUGAUUUUUAGCUUGUUUGUUCCAACCAGCAGCAUUUGCGAAUACUUUUUUUUUUGUUUUAACCUGCUUGCUGCACCAGAUGGUCUGGGUUUUACCGCGAGAGAACACUUAUUCUGCCAAAAAAAAAAACCACACUUAAAUGUCAAAUACUUUACUGUGUUGUCCAAACUUAAAGAGAGUGUACUGAUUUACACCCUGUCUAUCCACAGGGUUUUCCAAGCAGGUUAUAACAAACCACAACAUUUCAUUUACAUCAUUAUUUGACCGAGCUACGGCCAAAGCAAGUACAUGAAAUCUUGGAUGCGUGUGCUGCUGUUCGGAAAUAGCUUAAAUAUCAAUGUUCACGAGUUCUAGAGGCAACUUCUACCCAGGUUUUACAGUAAUGUUCUUGGAAAGAAUGGUCAGACAUUUCGGGAAAUUCACAUUUUUGCUGUGUUACUGCAGAAGAUUAACAUCUUUUUCACCUAUGUCCACUCAGUAAAGGCACAGAAAUAGCUCUGAGGCAUGCUUAGCUUAGCAAAGCAAAAAAACUGGAACCAUCAAAAGUAAAAUACGCCUUCCAGCAACUCCCAAAACGUUAUUUACAUCUUAUAAGCUUGCAAAUUAGUUACCAAGAAGUCCUAGAGAUUUUUUUUUGGGUUACGGAAAAGUUUGAAGCUAGCAAUUUUCCUAUAAUGAGGCUACAAUCCAGUUAAGAAAAAGCUCCAAUGUGAAAGCCAGUUACUUAUUAAACAGCAUAUUCUUUUACUAAAAGUGUUAAAUAUACAGAUACAGUGGAUAACUUUGUACUUGUUAGAGGUUUGAUUUAACUAAGCUAGCUGUUUCCUUUGGUUUGGCCUGAGCUAGGCUCUUCUCAUCCAACCCUAAAACAGCAAAAAUGUGAGUUUCUUAAAAUGUCAGAGUAUUACUUUAAAAGUUUAAAUGGCCAGGAUGUAAUCGAGAAGUAAUGUUCACUAGUCGAGAUUAAAUCUGAGUCAAAUAUUUGCUAGAAAUGUCCGGAAGCUGUGCGGAGUCCCAUAGGUGGAGUUAACUAACAUCAUGUAAAGGCAUUAUGAAGAACCACAGAAAAGUAUUUCUUUUCAUGAUACACGACUUGCUGAAAGUGGAUUUGUCGUGAUGCAACUCCACCACUUUCAAAGAAAAAAAAAAAAAAAAGGGACAAAACAUGAGCGUGCCGACACUUUGACUCAGGUCUGAUCGAGAAGUUUGGAUAUUACAUCCACAAGCAAGGCUGUAAACUUGUAAAGUAUCAUUUCUGUGCUUUUUCCCACUUACGUAAAGGGUUGGUUCUUGAUUCUCUCAGUUAUUUACACGUUUAUGGAACCAACCCAAGCUAUCCCUCGAUAGAGCAGAGUUACUGUGAGGCGUUGUAGAUGUCCAGCUCUGGUAGGAUUGUGCUACUGUAUCCAUAGUGUGCCAGCUAUACGCUCUACACCUUAGAGGCUUUAGUGGUGUCGUGCCAAGUUUGUACUGAGUUCAGUGGGAUACGAGACAUACAAGGUGUGUGUGAAAGUGUGCGAGCUUCAGAUGCGAAAGUUGUUGUAUGUCGUACAUUUCAAAGUUUACUGUAUCUUGCCUUGCACUUUACGAAGAAGCAAACUUAAUGGGGAAAAAAGGACAUUUGUGUGCAUGUGUGCGUGUGUGUGUUUAAGAUUUUUCUGAGUGUUUACGAGUGUUUUUUUAAUUGAUUUGAUGACAAAAAUCUUUUAUUUAUGAUAAAUGUGUACGGACAAAAAUGUGUUGAUAAAAUGUAAUAUAUCUAACCAAACGUAAAAGAAUGAUAAAUAUAUAUAUAUAUAAAGAUGUAUACACAAAUGUUUAUUACAUCAGUGGUUGUACAAUUACUCUCACUGCAGCUUGAGAUCUCCCAUUUAACGCCAAUCUUAUUACAUGUGCUCAUAUGUCAUUCCACUGCCGCAAAGCAAUGUCAUGGAAAUGUCUUUCCAAUGUUACACCAAUUGGUAUUGAGAUAGUAUUCUAAAAAAAAUUAGCCGAUAUUGAAGUAAGCCAAAGUUAUUGGAAUUCUCCAGUGUUAUUACAGACUGCUAAUGAAUUGUUUACACACAAAAAAAGAUGUCAUAUUCAGCCUAUGUUUAGCCAAUAUUUGGGUGAACUUUUUGUGUAUAAUUCUGAAAUUGUAACAUCAUCUGAGAGACUACCUUGUGCUUUAAUUAGCAUUUGUUGUGCUGAAAAAUGAACACAAAGAUGUCCAGUUUGGGUAACACACAUUUGGUGGAAUCCAUUUUGAGGUUUUAAAGAAAAGUUGCCUAUGUUUAAUGGUCUUUUAACCGAGGAUUAUAUAUAUUUUGUUCUUUUAAAAGCAUCAUAAUUUAUCACUUUUUUUGUUCUAAUUUCUUGUGAGUGUCAUUUUUUUCAAAACAGUAAAAACAUAAUUUUUUUUGACUGAAACUCUUCCAAGGAGCAACAUGGAGCUGAUAAGAGAAAUGACAGCUGAGAAACUGAAACGAACCCACCGAUUACAAACACCCCACCAUGUUUGUGCAACAGUAUUCCAUAGACAACAUUUGUGAACGCACCCCCCUGAUCUGAACAGCCUAUAUAUUAAGACUGUGUGCGCAAUGCUGGAAGCCAGACUAGAUGUUGCACGACCUUGUACGUUGCGAGGUGUUUUAUUGUGUUAUCGUGUGCAGUGUGUAACAAAGACAAAGUCAGCGCAACCCUUUGGAGAUUAAAUGAAUUAUUGAAGUGUGAAA